AUGCCGGUCGACGCGCUCUUUUUACUCUAUCCACUGCAACGAGAAGAAUUUCCCGCAAGACAACUAGGACGGUAUUCGGACGAGGUCGUCCGCAAAACUACCUCAAGCACACCGCCUCCGACUCUUCAGCAUCAACCCGAGAUCGAGCCACUGGAGGUUUCUCUCCAACCGUCCAUCUCAACAACACCAUCACCAAAAAAGCGCAAGGCAUCCGAGUUGGAGAUCGGAACGAGCAUUGAAGCAAACGAAGAGCAGAGUCGUCCGUCUCACAAACGGGGCAGGUUUGAAGUCGCCCACGGCUCCGUGCCACACGCCACCCAUGUUGAACACCUAGGUUCUGGACAAUCUCCAUCGGCUCCGCACAAUGGUUCUCGUUCAUCCUCGGUCCCGGGAUCUUCAAGCUAUUUCACACCUCCAUCAUCGCCUUCCCAAGAUGAACACCGCUUGAAAUAUCACAAUAUUGCGCAGCGUGAAGAUACGCUAGCAAGAACAGAGCCAAGCAGCAAUGGUUUUGCUUUCUCCCCGGCCCUUUCGGGCGCUAUCUCCGGCUCCAGUCUCAGUGGCCUUCAAGACCUAGUCGCCCUUGGGGUUGUGGGCCACAACCACCCAUCCUCCGUCCGACAGUCUCCGUCUACCAUCUCAGGGGUCAUUCUGAAUGGCUUUCACCUCCCCCCGCUCGGCCUCACACACUGCACUGCGGAAUAUGCCCCCUCCCCUCCCGCUGCUAUUUCCACAGGCGCCCUUCCUAGCAUCUGGGAUGUCUUCAGCCCCAGUGCUCUCCCGCACCGGUGUGCCGUCCCCAGUCCCGGGUGGAACGCACACACAGACACGGCUUGGAAUCAUCCCAUCCCACGCCUCUACCUCCCCUGCUCACCCAGCGCUUUUGGCCAAUUCGAGGACGGCGGCCUCCCAAGCCCCUACCUCCCUUCCUCGCCCGGCGCUUUCGACCAAUUCCUGGGUGGCGACAUCCCAGAUCUCCUACUUCCUCCUCCUCUUAUUAACCAGUUGGAGGACGAUCUGAUUCCGAGGAGCCCAUAUAUCCUCGCACCACUCCUCGCGAACCCGCCCCCUGCGUCCGAGGUCCGCCUGGCCCCAUACGGCGACCUCGUGGCGUGUGGAAUAUUGCCCGGGCCCGCACGGACGGCCACUUGA
This is a messenger RNA of Heterobasidion irregulare TC 32-1, 1152 nucleotides long. RefSeq lists its product as uncharacterized. Bases 1 to 1152 code for a protein of 383 amino acids. The transcript is spliced from 8 exons. Lineage: Eukaryota; Fungi; Basidiomycota; Agaricomycetes; Russulales; Bondarzewiaceae. The record is from RefSeq and is a predicted model, not a curated record.